Nerophis lumbriciformis (worm pipefish) is the source of this 621-nucleotide messenger RNA. The record is from RefSeq and is a predicted model, not a curated record. Lineage: Eukaryota; Metazoa; Chordata; Actinopteri; Syngnathiformes; Syngnathidae.
AUGGCUGACUUAUCAUUAUAUUUAACUAAUAUUUCUUUGGGAGGAACUAUGGAAGCUGAUAAAAGUCCUGAAGUGGUGGGAGACAUGGAGAGUGUGGAGAUGGGCACCUCAGCGAAUAGGAAGACAAAGGUCAAGCUUCCCCGCAGGACCAUCUACUUUGCUAGUGGUGAAACAAUGGAGGAGUUCAGUACUGAUGAAGAGGAAGAGGAAAUUGUGGAGAAAAAGACAGUUACUGUGGAUACAUCUCAACUGACUUGGGGACCUUACUUCUGGUUCCAUAUGUGGAGAAUGGCCACCUCAACCAUAUCAGUGUGCGACUACAUGGGAGAGAAACUUGCCUCAUUUUUCGGCAUUACCUCCCCUAAAUACCAAUACGCUAUCGACGAGUACUACCGGAUUAAGAAGGAGCAAGAGGAGGAAGAGGAAGAGAACCGUCUAGCUGACGAGGCUGAGCGUCAAUUUGCCGAGCAGCGAAGGAGCGAGAAUAAUAAUCCGGUUCCGACUACAUUUCAGCAGCCUGAAGCAUCGCAAACUUCCUUUGUAAAUGUGUCUUUUGACCAUGAGCCGGAAGCACCUCUUAAUAGUGGUGACAACAGGGCACCUUGUCCUCUCCCCUCCUGA